GCAUGUUUAUUUUCGAUAGUCAUAAUGUUGGUUGCUGGUUGUAAUGUGAUUUUUGUUUUGUCCUACUGUGUGUUGAAUGCGGGACAAAACUUGAUUGAUUAUUCCACAUCUUGGGCAGAGAAUCUCAUUCUUGUCAACAUCGAGUUUGUGAUACCACCAGUAAUGUACUCUUAUUCAAUUCGGAUUCUGCGCUUCAGCUGCGUGAGUUUGUACUUUUCAUGUGAAAAUAGACUUCUUUGACUUUGUGAUGAAUCCAGAAACUGGUGCAAGUAUAGCAGAUAUCGCUGAAAUUAUAGGUUGCUUGGCAUCUUCAAUAUCAUUCAGUUACUGCCAAUUUAUUGCUUGAGUGAAAUUGUACGUACAUAUCGAUUCCGUAGAGAACUAAAUAAUGACGGCUUCUAUUCCCAUUACAUAAAAUCAGCAACGUGGGAUUGUGAUGUUUGAACUUGUUGCUCUGUUGUACAAUAACAAUUGAGAUGGAUGUAUCAAACAGCAAAAGAUGCACCAAAUAGUUGUUUCUUUCUCAUGAUAUUCUGAACUGAAGUGAACUAGCAAGUUAAUUGCGUGUGGUUUC
Molecule: messenger RNA, 574 nt
Organism: Mycotypha africana
Lineage: Eukaryota; Fungi; Mucoromycota; Mucoromycetes; Mucorales; Mycotyphaceae
Exons: 3
Coding region: 25-240 (71 amino acids)
Source: RefSeq, a predicted model, not a curated record